AUGAUGCAUAGAGAUUGGUUAACUUAUUAUCCUGAUAUAAACCGAGUAUUUUGCUUACAUUGUAUGUUAUUCGGAAAAAAAAGUAAGAAAGCCUGGGUAUCAGAUGGAUUUUGUAAAUUCCAAAAUGGGUCUAUAUCCUUAAUGGGUCAUGAGACUACUGAUGCACAUGUAGAAAUUUCACUUAAAGUAAAAAUGAGGGAAUUAACGUUACCAUUAAUACCAUCAAUAGUUGAAGAAAAAAAGAAGCAAGUAGCCUUCAAUCGUGAAAUAGUAGGACACUUGAUUGAAAUUAAUAAAUAUCUGGGAUACCACUCAUUGGCUUUUCAAGAUCAUCGAGAACAAUGCUCUCUCAAUUCAUAUUACAAAUCUUCAAAUAAGCGGCGUGGCACAAAAGAACUUUCUUUUAUAUCUUGGCAACGUCAAAAUUUACUUAUAAAUGCUCUAGCACAAGAAAUUUUAUCUAUUAUUAAAUUUGAGAUCCAAAAUGCUAAAUUCUUCAGUAUAAGUAUAGAUUCUACUUUUGAUAUAUCAAAAAGAGAACAAGUUUCAUUUGUUAUUCGGUAUACAAAAGAAGAAAAAGUAUUUGAAAGACUUAUUUCCAUCAAAGAGUCAAUAUUUACUACUGGGCAAGCUCUUUUUGAUCUGUUUAUAAAAGUUAUGGAGUACAAAUUGGACUGGAAAACUUUCUUAGUUGGACAUAAGACUGUGAUGGAGCAGCCAGCAUGCAAGGUAAAUACAAUGGGCUACAGACAAAAAUCAAAGAGACUUGAUUUAAUUAUAACUUCUACAGUUGGUUCAUGUGCUAAGGCUGUCGAUUUAUUUGGAAAUAUGGAGAAACUAUUUACUUUUAUCAGUUGUAGUAAGAAGCGAAUUUCUAUGUAUCGUGAAAAACAAAAAAAGUUAUAUCCAAAUGCACGUAUAAAGGCAUUGAAAAAAGUUGAAACCACUAGAGGGAUGUCUCAAGCUUUUACUACUGUGCUUGAAACCCUGGAUUCCAUUUUAGAAACUUUAGAAGACAUAAAAAGUUUCGAAGGACAGGUUGACUUUAAAACAGAUAAAAAUGUAUCUAUAGUUUUAAAUGCAUUAUCAGACGAGUCAGAUUCAAGUAGUUCAAAUUACUCUGUUGUUGAAAAUGAAUCUAUUAAUGAAUCUCAAAAAAGAACUUUUUCAAAACUUAAAUUAAUUAAGACAAGACUUCGUUCUACCAUGAUCCAAGAUCGUCUUGAAGAUUUAAUGAUUAUUUCCUGUGAAUCUAAUAUAAAAACUGAUACUGACAAGAUCAUUGACAACAUUGCCACGAGGUCUUCUGUUUUAACAAAAGCUAUGACCUAUUAA
This is a messenger RNA of Acyrthosiphon pisum (pea aphid), 1335 nucleotides long. RefSeq lists its product as uncharacterized. Lineage: Eukaryota; Metazoa; Arthropoda; Insecta; Hemiptera; Aphididae. The transcript is spliced from 5 exons. The coding region runs from base 1 to 1335 and encodes 444 amino acids. The record is from RefSeq and is a predicted model, not a curated record.